AUGACAUUUACCCAGUACAGUCAUCUGCCGAUUCGUGGACGGGCAGAAACGAGAGAGAAACCCUAUCUGAAAGACCUUUGUAAUCCGAGCAUUGAAACUAACAGCGAAUUGACGGUAAACCCGCGUACGUACACGGAUGAAAAACCGUACCGAUGUGAGAUAUGUGACAAGAAGUAUAUUAGUAAUAGCAAACUGACUGUACACCAGCGGACGCAUACGGGUGAAAGACCGUACCGAUGUGAUUUAUGCAACAAGUCGUUCUCUCAAAGCUGCAGUCUGACCAGACACCAGAGGACGCACGCGGGUGAAAGACCUUACCGAUGUGACGUGUGUGAUAUGGCAUUCUCUCAGAGAAUCUUACUGAAUGUACACAAGUGGACGUAUACGGGUGAACAACAGUACAAUAACACGUCGGUUUGGGAAAUGGGUAGUACUACAGAAUACAUAGAUAGAUUAGCUAGAGAAAAAAGUUGGCUAAAUAUUGGAGAAUGUAUGUAUCCAGAUUGGACAGAAAUAAUUGAAUCUGAAAAAAAACAAAGCGAAUUGACGGUAAACCCGCGUACGUACACGGAUGAAAAACCGUACCGAUGUGAGAUAUGUGACAAGAAGUAUAUUAGUAAUAGCAAACUGACUGUACACCAGCGGACGCAUACGGGUGAAAGACCGUACCGAUGUGAUUUAUGCAACAAGUCGUUCUCUCAAAGCUGCAGUCUGACCAGACACCAGAGGACGCACGCGGGUGAAAGACCUUACCGAUGUGACGUGUGUGAUAUGGCAUUCUCUCAGAGAAUCUUACUGAAUGUACACAAGUGGACGUAUACGGGUGAACAACAGUACAAGUGUGACAAAUGA
Messenger RNA from Rhopalosiphum maidis (corn leaf aphid), 852 nucleotides. Its product is annotated as zinc finger protein 2 homolog. Bases 1 to 852 code for a protein of 283 amino acids. The record is from RefSeq and is a predicted model, not a curated record. The transcript is spliced from 3 exons. Lineage: Eukaryota; Metazoa; Arthropoda; Insecta; Hemiptera; Aphididae.